AGAAGUGACUGAAAAGCAUAUCUGGACGCCAUCUAACAUGUCGAGGAGAAGAUUUGAUUGCCGAAGUAUUUCAGGCUUGCUAACUACAACUCCUCAAACUCCAAUGAAAAUGGAAAACUUUAAUAAUUUUUAUACACUGACAUCUAAAGAGCUAGGAAGGGGGAAAUUUGCUGUGGUUAGACAGUGCAUAUCAAAAUCAACUGGCCAAGAAUAUGCCGCAAAAUUCCUAAAAAAGCGCAGAAGAGGACAGGAUUGCCGCGCGGAGAUCCUGCACGAGAUUGCCGUGCUUGAGUUGGCAAGGUCCUGUCCCCAUGUGAUCAAUCUCCAUGAAGUCUAUGAAAACACAAGUGAAAUCAUUUUGGUAUUGGAAUAUGCUGCAGGUGGAGAAAUUUUCAACUUGUGUUUACCUGAGCUGGCGGAAAUGGUCUCUGAAAGUGACAUUAUCAGACUCAUCAAACAAAUACUUGAAGGAGUUUAUUAUCUGCAUCAGAAUAACAUUGUGCACCUUGAUUUAAAGCCACAGAAUAUAUUAUUGAGCAGCAUAUACCCUCUUGGGGACAUAAAAAUUGUAGAUUUUGGAAUGUCUCGAAAACUAGGAAAUGCAUGUGAACUUCGGGAAAUCAUGGGGACACCUGAAUACUUAGCUCCAGAAAUCCUGAAUUAUGAUCCUAUUACCACAGCUACAGAUAUGUGGAAUAUUGGUAUCAUAGCCUAUAUGUUAGUAACUCAUACAUCCCCAUUUGUGGGAGAAGAUAAUCAAGAAACAUACCUCAAUAUAUCUCAAGUUAAUGUAGAUUAUUCAGAGGAAACUUUCUCAUCAGUUUCACAACUGGCCACAGACUUUAUCCAGAGUCUUUUAGUAAAAAAUCCAGAGAAAAGACCAACAGCAGAGAUCUGCCUCACUCAUUCUUGGCUACAGCAAUGGGAUUUUGGAAACUUGUUUCUCCCCGAAGAAAUGUCCAGUCCCCCUCAAGGUCAGGAUCACACAACAAGGUCCUCUGAAGACAAGACUCUGAAAUCCUCCUGUAAUGGCACCUGUGAGGAUCGAGAAGACAAAGAGAACAUCCCAGAGGAUAGCAGUGUGGUUUCCAAAAGAUUCCGCUUUGAUGACUCGUUGCCCAGCCCCCAUGAACUUGUUUCAGAUGUGCUCUGUUAGCACUCUUCUCUCUGAUUCCUGUGGACUGAACUUGACAUUUGAAAUCCACUCCAGUGUGUGACUGUGGUCUGUAGCUUUAUAUAUGGCUUGUUUAUAUUGUAAAUGCACUUUUGCAUAGGAGGAUUUAGGAAAUUGUUAAAAUGUCAUUAGUUACUAGCAUAAUUUAAUUUCCUAUCCUGAGAUACCACUAUGCAGAGAAGAAAAGACUUAAAUAUAUAACCAAAAAUAAAAGUGUGCAUUGGAAUAAUUUAAGUUCAUAUGGACUUUCAAAAUGUUUUAUAUAUCAGGAAAAGAAAGUAAUUUGAGUUAUAUUAUGGUUGAUGUAAACUGAAAAUAAUGAAGAGAUAUUUUAUAUUUGAAGAUGUUUUGAUGGCUAUUUUGAAAUUACAUAAGAUUCUCAUUAUAUGUAGUGUGCUCUAUGAGAUAGGUCCUUUACCCAGAGCAAAGGGGGAUUACAAACCAGAGCAGGGAUGUUAUGUACAAGUUAGAGCAGAGGAAAGAGUAGCAUGGCAUUUUAACUCUCAGUCUUCUUCAGAUGUAAUUGGAUCUGACAAAUGGAAAAUACGGUUUAUAAGGGUAGAGGAUUUCAUCUUCCAGAAUUCCUAGAGUAGAAGAUACUUCGGGAAAACUGAGUGCACUCCAUUUUUAGUCGGCCAAACACCUUUAUUAAUUGAGUUAGGAGAAAAUGGUGACAGACUUAGGUGACUUAGAGAAUUCUAGAUGUCUUCUAAGUCUUGAGAUACGAGCCAGGCAUUCAGAGUUCUAAAAGUGAGCAUUCAAAAAGUCACAGCACCAGUGGGACUAUGAACACAAUGCCAGAGUCACAAGGUAGAUGUGGUCAUAAAACACCAUGCCCUUAAGCCCUCCUGAAGUUCCCGCGUCGAUUCCUAGUGGUGGUGCGGCUCCCAGAAGGCCCCCUGCAGAGGGGCCCUCGCGGUCUUCUGGUGGGACCAGUGCCAGUAAGUCCCUGGGACAGCAGGACGUGUGCUCAGGGCCGGGACUAUGUGUGGUCCCAGUGGGGCAAGUUCACUCCUGGGGUGAUCUUCGAUGACUUUGCACCUGGUGACUAUUCAAAAGUCUAUUAUACUGUCAUGUUAAGGUCAUUGUAAUCUUUAUAUCCCCAGCAUUUCUUGAAGGAAAGUUGUUUCUAUUUGUGUGUGUGUAUAUGUACAGGUAUAUGUAUAUAUGUAUAGAGAGAGAAAAUAUAGUCUUUAGACAACUUUGUCUAGGCAUUCUUCACUCUGAUAUGCUCAACUCAGGUGCCAAAGGAGCUCUUGUCUUAUGACAUAUGAAUAUACAUAUAAAUUCUUUAAGGAGCAGUUUGUUGGGUCAAUAAACUAGUCAUUGUGGAAGCUAAACUGGGUUUUUGUAUAUGUAAAACUGAUGAGUUUUUUUCUGAAUUGUUGAUUGUCCAUUUAUUUGCCUUCAGUAUUAAGGUAAUGCAGGUAAAGCUUAGUAAGCCAUUGGAAAAAGAGAAAGUGAUUACUUUUACAAAAGACCAUAUUAUAUAUUUAAUUUCUAGAGAAAUUGUGCCAUACUAAAAAAAAAAAAUCAAGAAAUGUUAGAAUUUUGAAUUAUAAGCUAGUUCUUAAAAUAUUUUAUACUAGCUUUCUUUAAUUCUUAAGAAUAUUAAAAUACUUUAUAUACUUCCUCUUAGUUAAUAGAAUACACAGAGUUGUAAAUUUCCAGACCUUUUUUCCUAACAAUUUCUAUUAUAAAAAAACAAAAACAAAAAAAAAACCCAGUGGUUGCACAUAAACAGUAUUCAAUUUUUUUCAUAAGGGUGAAUUUAAAUAUUUUUACUAAUUGAAAUGUAAAAAUAAAGUAAAGCAAUCUUUAAAGAGAAGUUAUUAACAAAUGACUCAAUUCUUAUUUUUUCUUCUCCCAAGAUUGAAAGUCUAUGAAAAGCAGAUGAUGUAUCUGACUGAAGCAGGAAUCUAGAGUCCCUGUGAGGUGAACGGAUGCCUGAAAACACAUCUGAAGAGUAGUGUGAAACUGUGAUGAAUUUAUAGAAUUUAAUUUUCCUCUUGGAUCAGAUCCCUAGAGAGGUGGGAUUAAAAAGUAGUAGAAUAGAUGACAGUUAUAAUUGCCAUUUAACUUUUUUCCCCACACAAAGUUAACCUAACUCUGAGGACGAAAGUUGUCAUGGCCCUUUAGAGAAGCCCAGCAGGGCCUGUUCGUAGAUUGUGAUGAGAGAAGGUGCCUGUGCCGGAGGCUAAAUCAACACAUAGCUUCCUUCAUCAAGGAAGUCUUGCUGUAGCAGCUGGUUAAUGCUAGAACUGGUUUUCAUCUAGCACGAGCUCGAUCUUUUUGGAUUGGUUGCAGAUAGUUCAUGGGCCAUACUUUGAAUAGCCCGCUCUAAGCAACAGUGAUAAAUGUUGGUAUUUUAUAACUGUUUACAUUUCCUCUAUUUUGAAUUUUCAGUUUGAUAUCUGACUUGGGAACAUCCUUAUUCAAUGUUGUGUAAACAAUUAUUCUUUAAUUUCAAAUUGUAUUAAAAUUAAGUUAUUCAACUUCCAGUUUGGGAAUUACCAGUUUAUACUUUUAUGAAAGUUUAAAAAACUUUAAUUGUAAAUUUCACACCAAUUACAACUGCCCUCCAACUUAGCUUUCAUUAAAUAUUCAUGUUGCUUGAGGCAUAUUGAAUGACAUUGUUAUGAAACCUUCAGUAACAAAACUUGUUACAUCAGCUUAAUGAUCCUUUUGGUUAAAAAUUAUAAGGCACUUUUGUUUACAUUUGUGGUUGUCUUUUGUUCUAAAGUAUUUCUAAAUGUAUUAUUCAUAAAAGCAGACCUUGCCUGGAGGCUCUAGCCUUUGACCCACAUCAUCUUUGAACUUCUUUCCCAAUGCAGACGUGUUUAUUAGAUCUUGUCUUUUGGAAAAGUCACACAUAUUUGUGAACAAGGUCUAUUCUUUAGUAAUAAUAGAUACUUUAAGGAAAUGUCAGUGAAUGGCAGAGUACUACAUUACUGUAAAGACAAAUAAGGAAUUCAGAGCCACCACAAAUGGUUGAACUGUUAUUUUCUCAGUUUAAAAUUUUUUAAUGAAUAAAGGAAUUUUCAAGAAGUUUAUAA
Messenger RNA from Myotis brandtii (Brandt's bat), 4230 nucleotides. RefSeq names its product serine/threonine kinase 17b (gene STK17B). Bases 38 to 1156 code for a protein of 372 amino acids. Gene Ontology annotation, molecular function: ATP binding; protein serine/threonine kinase activity. Gene Ontology annotation, biological process: intracellular signal transduction; protein phosphorylation; positive regulation of apoptotic process. Lineage: Eukaryota; Metazoa; Chordata; Mammalia; Chiroptera; Vespertilionidae. Gene Ontology annotation, cellular component: nucleus. The record is from RefSeq and is a predicted model, not a curated record. The transcript is spliced from 7 exons.